This is a messenger RNA of Asterias rubens (European starfish), 2585 nucleotides long. Its product is annotated as OTU domain-containing protein 5-A-like. The record is from RefSeq and is a predicted model, not a curated record. The transcript is spliced from 9 exons. Gene Ontology annotation, biological process: protein deubiquitination. Bases 125 to 1801 code for a protein of 558 amino acids. Gene Ontology annotation, molecular function: cysteine-type deubiquitinase activity; K63-linked deubiquitinase activity. NCBI's taxonomy places the organism in Eukaryota, Metazoa, Echinodermata, Asteroidea, Forcipulatida, Asteriidae.
UUACUUCGUCUUGUUUUGGUUAUGGAAGAGAGGAGUGUCCUGACCGGAGAAGUGGAUUAAAAACCCGAAUUCCUCCUCUUUUCCCCUCAAAGGAAGCAAGAACGGUAAAGAAAAGGCCUUCAUAAUGACAAUUCUACCCAAGAAGAAGGCGCCGCAGGAGAAAAGGGGCCCCGAAUCGGGUGAAAAUCACCAACAUCACGGACACGGUCAUCACUCAUCAUCGCAUACUCAUCCGCACGGCGCCCACGGGCACAGCGGCAAUGUUGAGGGUAGGGGAGGCGCCCGGCCUAAGACCCGCAAUUCCCCUCCUCGUUGGUCGUCAUCUAACCCCUUAGACGACAGACUUUCGGGUGCUUCCCAUGACUGUAGGAACCCCUUUGAUGGGCAUGAACUUGGAGGCCAUGGAAGCAACAAACGAGCGAGGCAUAGAUCGUCGCCACACCGGCUUGAUCAUCAGGCUUCCGUAUCGUGGCUUCAACACCGGGGAGAUGUGGAGAACGAUAGAAGGGAGGGGGAGGAGCGAGUGGAGGAAAAUGAAGAGGGGGGUUGUAACAGUGGGGAUGAAUAUGAUACGCAGCCGUUUUACAAUGAAGAGAAUGAAAGAAUGUUUGAAAAGGCGCUUAAGGAGAAACGACACUUUAUCAUCAAACACAUGUCACCAGAUGGAGCGUGCCUCUUUAGGGCUGUCGCCGACCAAGUGUACGGUGACCAAGAAUGGCAUAACAUUGUGCGAGGUCAUUGCAUGGAUUACAUGAUGAAGAACGCAGAUUACUACUCCCAGUAUGUGACGGAGGAUUUUGCCACCUACGUCACCCGGAAACGCAUGGAUGAUUGCCAUGGCAACCACGUAGAGAUGCAAGCACUGUCGGAGAUGUACAACCGCAAUAUUGAGGUCUUUGUGUACAGUACUGAACCAAUUAACACCUUUCAUACGAUAAACAAGACGGAUAAUGAGCCAAUCAGAGUGAGUUAUCAUCGCAGCGUUCAUUAUAACUCUGUCGUCAACCCUCAUAAAGCCACCAUCGGUGUGGGUCUCGGGAUGCCAUCGUUUGUACCAGGGCUUGCUGAUAAGACUCUGGUCCGAGAGGCUCUGAGACAUUCAGAGAACACUGAGCUUGAGACGACCAUGCUGGAGGACAAACUACGAGCCACCGACUGGGAAGCAACGAACGAUGCAAUAGAGGAACAGAUCGCUAGAGAGUCUUACAUGCAAUGGCUACGUGAUAACGAAGAACGAGCUAGGAAAAAGAUUAUUCAACCAGCCUCGGCCACCUGUAGCUCCGCCCCUCCCGAUUCCCCCAACUGGUGGGAGGUUCCCAAAGUAGUUCCGACCAGCAGUAGUUCCUCCAUGGGUAGCCACCGAUCACACCACGGUGCCCCUCACCACGGUGCACCUCACCAUCACCAUAACCUCCCGAGCUCCGGGCCCAACAGCCCGGAUCGAUCCGAAGCUGGGUCGAGUCAUAAGAGCGUUCUUCUACCUACGAGUCCCCAGCCGGUUGGACAGGGGGCGUCUCUGAUAGAUUUCCAAGAUUCAGGAAAGCUGGGAUCGUCCAACCAGAGAUCUGUUUCUCCAUUAUCAGCUUCAGCUCGCAACACCCCAAGUCCCCAAGCUGGACCAUCAGGUAUCUCCGCCACCUCCAACAACGUACCCAUCUUGCAGGAUAUUCCUCCGACCGAAUAUGCUUUAUCCGAAUGGGGUACGGAAGAGGAGAUCUUAGCGUCAGUUCUUGCUCAAUCACAGCAGGAAUACCUGGACAAUUUAAAACACCAUCAUUCAGCGCACAACGCCGACAGCUAAUGGUCAACGGCCAUGUAUAUAAAACAACAAAUUUACUUAAUUAGUAGGAGCACUGCAUUGUAACUACGGUCUUUUUUCGCUGUAAAUUUGCAACAACAAAAAAUGUAUGGAUUGGGGGAUCAGACGUGAAAAGUACGUCAUGUAUGGAUGGUGUCUUGUUCAGGUGAAUAUUUAGGGUGGUCAGGGUUUUGGGUUUUGUUAAGGAAUUAUUUUGGGAUAAAAUAGAGAUGAGAAAGAUAUUACAUGUGUAGGAUUUGCUUGGUGACUUGUACUGAUGACUAGAGCAGGCUAGUCGAAGCAUUGAGACCAAUUAAGAUACUGAAGUGAAAUAACAAGAAGUCGCCUUGAUCAACUAAUACUAAUGUGGUAGUCCCGGCUGAUUUUUUAUCUUCCGCCCAGGUAGUAGUUAAAAAAGCAUGACAUUUACUGUUGGUGCGAGCUCAGAACACCGUCCGGAUGAUCGCCUGCAUUUCUUACUUUUCCGCCAAUAUUCCACUUCCCACAAACGCUGCGUGUUGAAGAUCUCACUUGAGAAGUUAUACAUCAUCAAUGUUAAUCUUCAACUCUUGUUCUCAAAUGUUCCCAAAACAAGUGGAAAUUACUUGAAAAAAACCAGGAUCCAAAUGAUUUGGCAAAAAAAUUCUGCGAAACGAAAAUAAGCAGGGAACCAACCAUAAGCAAUGUACCCAAUGUGCUAUAAAUACAGGACUGAUACUUCACGGAGGCACCAAAGGCGAUUGCCUCCAUGGCCUUUAGUCCUUGCCUUGGUGCCCUUGAAAUGCUC